AUGGACAUUAAUUUUAAUGCCCAUUUUUUCCAGGCUGUUGAGUCCGAAUUGAGCGCCAAGGAUGACAUGUCAUUUUAUAACGAUCGUGAUAGCGAUGAUGGAGAAAAAUAUGCAAAGGAAGAAAAUAGUAGCUGUUGCGAUCAAUUCUCAAAGGCCAGUCAAAAUGGAGAUGUUUUUCCUGUGGACUCGAGAAAAUCGCGGAUCGAGGCGGAUGACACAAGCUCUAAAGAUUCAAAAGCCUCUUUGCAAUCGAGCAUUGAAAAGCCGAAAGUUUCUGCCGAAGAGUACGAUUACUUUAAAAAGUUAGCUUUUUUUGCUUCCAACAAAAACGCGAACACCUCGCAAAUGUACUGUGAUUUGCAUUUAAUUUAUAGACAAAUGCACAGGAAUCUCCAAAUAUCGUCUGCAUUUUUUUUU
This is a messenger RNA of Mitosporidium daphniae, 417 nucleotides long. RefSeq lists its product as uncharacterized. The transcript has a single exon. Lineage: Eukaryota; Fungi; Microsporidia. The annotation marks the transcript as partial. The record is from RefSeq and is a predicted model, not a curated record.